CACGCACGCACGGACGCACAGCCCAGCCAAAACAUCCUGUAGGAAAGCCUGCUUCGCAGUAUCAAACGAUUUUUUUUUUUUUAAGAAGUUCACUGCAACACUCUAACAAGUUUACCAGUAGGGUGCAACUGUUAGUAUUUGUGGCCAUUGGCUGAGCGUAAAAACGGCGCAAAUUACGUAGUAUGAUAAUGAGUAAUUUGAAGUGUCUGACGAUAGUAAUCCUCUUUGGAUUGUGUGUCACACCGUCAGAUGCAAAAUUUGGUCAGAAAUGCUUAACAAAAUAUGACUGUUCAUCAUUUACAUUUAAUUCAGAAGAUUGCACAGAUGGUUUUUGUAAUUGUUCCAGCCUCUCCCGUUUACGCUUUGAAGAAUAUUCCCUCUCUCCUGACUGUAGCUCCAUUUUGUAUUUAAAGACAAGGUACUGUGAAGGUUUAUCGGUAAAAUGUCCACCAAAUAGCAAGUGUUUAGACAAUGAAGGAUGUCGCUGUGAUGAUGGGUAUGAGUUUGUUGGCACAGAUUGUCUAAAAGUAUUGUACCAGAAAGUCAUGGAGCCCUGCCAUAUAAAGAAUGGGUCAGCAUAUGUCUGUGACUUUAACCAACAUAGCUUUUGUGGAGAAAAGAAAUGUGUGUGCUUUGAUUCUUUUCUCCCUAAUAUAACCAGUGGGCAGUGUGAACCUGAAGCUGAUUUCCUGCGUGCCAGUAACCUUACAAAAUACACUGCCCUGCAUGGUGAAUACUGCAAGUCAAAAUCUCAAUGUAUUGAAGGCUUGGAGUGCUUUCAAUAUAAGUGUUCCUGUCCCAGCCCCUGUAAUUACAAGAAGGAAAUGCAGGUAUGUGACUGUGGUGCAUCGGAAUCUUCAACAGGACCUUUACUUGUUGGCCUCCUGGGUGGUUUGUUAAUCAUUGCAUUUUGGAGCUGGAAAAUAAGGAAUACUUGGAGGAGACACACACAAAAGCAGGCGUAUCAGGAUGAUGAGACAGCACCUGUUCAACCAAGUACAACUUCAUAUCCUCUUGCUCCAGUUACAUCCUCUGUACCAGCUGCCUCACUUUUGUCACAGGAAGAACUGGGCACUGGAAUUGAUAAUCGGAAAAUACCAGCAAACCCGACAGAAUCUUAUCCACUUGCACCACCCGCACAACCUUUAGGUUUUCAGAGCCCUGCCAACUCUCAGUACCCAUCAUCACAGGGUUUUCCUUCUAAUGCACACUUACCUGAUGUUUCUGGAGAUCCCUCAGCCUCAUCAAUUCCUCCCAUUCUCCCACCACCAUAUUCAGCCACUACAUAUAAUCCACCAUAUGCACCUUCAUCCUCACCUCCUCCAUAUCCUCCUGCUGACAUGCCUUCACAUCCUCCCCCGUCCAUGCCUCCUCCAUACCCUUCAUCAUCUUCAGCCCCAUAUCCUCUUAAUCCAUAAAUGACACCACAGCUUGUUUCUCAGUUCUUUAAGUGCAGUGAAAAUUAAUUUUUAAGCACAAUGGUAACAUGACACAGGAGCACAUAUCCCUCUAUAUUGGAAGAACUAUGAACUAAGAAUAACAGAGGUGGGUUUUUUCACUUGAAGUGAUUCUCUCAAAAUCAAAUUUUCCAUUGAAUUACAUGAAUACAGAACAGAUUAUAGAAUUUAGGAAUUUUUAGAGUUUGGAUAUAAUGAGUUAAGUGCUUGAGGAAUUACUAUACAAGCCAAAUAGAAAUAGUUGCAAGUUCUAUGAAGAUAACUUCCAAAUGUAUGAAUUUCAGUGAUAGUGACACAUGAGGUUUUUUUUCUCUUUUUCAGAGUUCUUGAUUAAAGCUAUUUUGAUAUUGAUUGUUUUGUUUUUGUUGUGUUAGAUCUUGAGCUUGGGCUGCAUGACACAAGCAUACUUGGUUGUAGACAAGCUACCUCUGGCCCUGUCUUGAUAUAUAUUCAAGUUGAAAUAUGGUAUCAGAUACAAAUAAAGAUAAUGUUUGC
Molecule: messenger RNA, 1952 nt
Organism: Penaeus chinensis
Lineage: Eukaryota; Metazoa; Arthropoda; Malacostraca; Decapoda; Penaeidae
Exons: 8
Coding region: 183-1418 (411 amino acids)
Source: RefSeq, a predicted model, not a curated record